GAUUCCUAAAUUACUCCAAAGUCCCAUCAAAAACUUUCAUCCGGGUGCGUUGUAAGAUUACACAUAAUUUCAUAAUUAUUUAUUGAGUACAAAAUUCAUUUUGUAUUUUUUUCUGGGACAUGUUUAAUUUAUCGUAUUCUGCGCUAAUGAGCAUACAUGUGUGUUUACUUAGCGAUCAUAACACAUUGUUUGAUCUGGUACUAUAUAAAGUUUUGCCAUGAUUUUGAAACUUCAGUCUUAACUGCGGAGGCCUUGCCCUGCAGUCGCAUUUAACAACCGUUUACUGCUGAAAACUACCGAGCUUUUUUCAGAACAACCGACCGCAACCCCCAUUAAGUGCCGCCCCCAACACCCCCUGCCAACGAAGAAAUUUAUUGUUCGCAACUGCCCAAAAUAAAACAACAUCCGUCUCUACAUAGAAUGGUAGAAAGUGAACCACAUUUAAAACCCGACGAAACUUGUGAUGUAAAUGAUAAGCGCACCAUAAACGGCUGUGGAUCCAAAGAGCUUGAGCUACACACCCCUCAAUCUAUAGUCAAGACUGACCUAUUAAAGACAUUCUCAGAUGUAGAAAUCGGAAGCAGCGAUAAAGCUGAUUUUGAAAGGGCAAUUGAACUUACCGGAUAUGGAAAAUUCCAUUAUCUACUAUUAGCAAUAUGUGGAUUCGUCAGCACUUCGGAGGAGAUGGACGUCAUUUCGAUGUCGUUCAUUCUCCCUUCCGCGCAGUGCGAUUUGAACCUCAACACCCAGACCAAAGGAUGGCUGAACUCCAUCAUUUUUAUAGGAAUGAUGGCAGGUGCCUACGCUUGGGGAUCAUUGGCAGACUUCGUUGGUCGUAAAAAGGUUCUAAUUAUCAGCAGUUUCAUGAACGCUCUAUGCAUCGUGGCUUCAAGCUUUAGCCAGUCAUAUGAGUUAUUCAUGCUUUUCAGAUUUUUAAACGGGGCGGCACUUGGGGGUAGCGGUCCAGUAAUAUGGCCGUAUUUCGCAGAAUUUCAGCCAAAAGCCAAAAGAGGAUCCAUGUUAAGUUUCAUGGCAGCAUUUUGGACUCUUGGUAACCUAUUUGUAGCCGGUCUAGCAUGGUUGAUAAUACCAGCUGAGAUCGAAGCAUCUUCAAAAUACUUUGUUUUCAACUCGUGGAGGAUUUUUCUUGUUGUGAUGGCUCUACCAUCGUUCGUCGUAGCCAUUUUAUUAUGCUUUUUGCCAGAAAGUCCUAAAUUCCUUUUGACAAAGGGAAAAAUUGACGAAGCUAUUGCUAUCUUCAAACACAUUUAUCACGUGAACACUGGUAAUGAUGCUGAAAGUUAUCCAGUUAAACAUCUGAUUUUGGAAGAAGAAUAUCAAAGGGCAUUAGACGAAGAAUCUUUACAAAAAAAGAAAGGCAAAGUUAUUAAUAUGUUGUUCAAUAUUAUCGAUAAUACUAAACAACUUUUUGUUUCACCUAUUCUCAAGUUCACAAUGAUUUCCAUUAUGAUCAACUUUACAUUUCAUAUUGGGUAUUACGGACUCAUGAUGUGGUUUCCAGAGUUGUUCAACAGAUUUGACGAAUUCAGCCGUUUAAGACCAAAUGAAACAGCUACAGUUUGUCAAGUAACAGACUUUGUAGUUAAUAUAGGAAGCCAGCAACAAGGUGCUAUAUGUAAUGAAAAAAUAAGUCAGUCUGUUUUUAUGGAUUCAUUAAUUACUGUAGCAGCCGCUUUGCCUAGCAAUGUUAUUGCUAUUUGGGGAAUGGACAAACUGGGAAGAAAAUUCUUCUUAGUUUUCAGUACUCUAGCAUCUGGAACCUGCGCGGCAUCCAUGUAUUACGUCUACAACAAGACUCAAAACUUAAUUGUUUCUGCCACAUUCAGCAGUGUCAUUUCUUGUGGUAAUGCUGCUUUGGAUUGCUUAAUCACAGAAAUUUUUCCGACCAAUCUCAGGGCAACUGGAAUUGCUAUAUCAAUGGUAGCAGCUCGUUUAGGUGGAAUAAUAGGCAACAUCGUAAUAGCUACAUUGCUAGACAUGUACUGUCCAGCACCAACAUUUAUAGUAGCCGCACUACUGAUUUGUGGAGGUCUGCUUUGUCUCCUGUUGCCAAAUACUACUCGAGAACCACUGCAUUGAAACAUUUAAUUUUCAAAUCCUUAACUUUAAAAUAUGCUUUUAUUGGUUCGAAUUUAUUUUUUUUUGUAAUCACCUAAGUAUUACAGUAUUUUCAAUAUUAUUAUUUAGAUUAAGUUUGUUAUUGUUCUUAAAAUUUAUGAAUGACGUUGAUCAGGGAAGUGUUAUUUGCCAGAUAUUUUUUGAAUAAUGUUCUGGAAGUAGAUAGGCACUGUAGAUUACUAAUAUUUUGAGGACCAAAAAUAUAUUUUAGUUUCAUGAAAGUUUUGAG
Ceutorhynchus assimilis (cabbage seed weevil) is the source of this 2368-nucleotide messenger RNA. The record is from the annotation of a GenBank genome assembly. Lineage: Eukaryota; Metazoa; Arthropoda; Insecta; Coleoptera; Curculionidae.